This is a messenger RNA of Saccharomyces paradoxus, 1017 nucleotides long. It is a transcript of the gene SDS22, whose product is annotated as type 1 protein phosphatase-activating protein SDS22. Bases 1 to 1017 code for a protein of 338 amino acids. Gene Ontology annotation, molecular function: protein binding. The transcript has a single exon. NCBI's taxonomy places the organism in Eukaryota, Fungi, Ascomycota, Saccharomycetes, Saccharomycetales, Saccharomycetaceae. The record is from RefSeq and is a predicted model, not a curated record.
AUGGAUAAGGCUUCUGUUAACAAAGAUAUUGAAGAAAAGGACAAAGGAAACAAGAUUGAGGUCUUAGACGAUACACAUCCUGACUUCAUUAGUGCAGAUUCAGAAUUGACGCAAGAUUUGCCUGAUGACAUAGAGGUUAUCGAUUUGGUCCACCUAAAAAUCAAGUCGUUAGAAGAUUUGAACCUUUACAGGUUCAAAAAUUUGAGACAAUUAUGUCUCAGACAGAACCUGAUCGAAAGCAUAAGCGAAGUGGAAGUUUUGCCCCAUGACAAGAUUGUUGACCUUGAUUUUUACGAUAACAAAAUUAAACAUAUUUCUUCUAAUGUUAACAAGCUCACCAAAUUAACGUCUUUAGACUUGUCUUUUAACAAGAUCAAGCAUAUCAAAAAUCUAGAAAGUUUGACAGAGCUGGAAAAUUUAUACUUUGUGCAGAACAGCAUUUCCAAAAUUGAAAAUCUCUCCACUUUGAAAUCGCUGAAAAAUUUAGAACUAGGUGGUAAUAAAAUUCACUCCAUUGAACCCAACUCUUUCGAAGGUUUGUCAAACCUAGAAGAGAUUUGGUUAGGUAAAAAUUCCAUACCAAGACUUAUCAACCUACAUCCUUUAAAAAAUUUGAAGAUCUUAUCCAUCCAGUCUAAUAAAUUGAAGAAAAUCGAGAAUCUAGAAGAGUUGACCAAUCUGGAAGAGCUAUAUCUGUCGCACAACUUCAUUGCCAAGAUCGAAGGUUUAGAGAAAAAUCUAAAGCUAACUACUUUGGACAUCACAUCGAACCGACUUACUUCGCUAGAGAACUUGAACCAUUUGCCCAAUCUAACCGACAUAUGGGCUUCGUUCAACAAGAUAGAUCAGUCAUUUGAGAGCUUGGGUAAAAACCUGUCCAACCUAUCACGCUUGGAGACUAUUUAUCUGGAAGGAAACCCUAUUGAAUUGGAAAACAAGACUUCGUAUAGAAGAAAAUUGACCAUGAAUUUGCCCCCAUCCCUACAGAAGAUUGACGCGACAUACAUUAAAGGCUGA